GUCGCUUUGGAGAAAAGCAUCAGCUAAAUGAAUAAAUGUAAAUGUGCCACUCUAACAUCUCUGAUUAUGCUCAUUAAAGAAAAUUAGAUUGAUUGUAUUACUUGACAUAGGUGUAACAAGGCAGGGAUCCCCCCCACAGGCAUCUGAAAUGUUGCCGCCACUAUUUCUAGAGGAGGUGGCGUGAUGGCGUAGCCCCUUUGCGGUGCCCAGACAGUUCAGGGGUAGUUUUUCCUCAAUGAACCGUAGCAUUUCCAGCCCCGCAAAGUUACCUUGUGCCAAUAGACAUGUGGAUUGUCAGGUUGGGCGGCAACAAGAAUGUUGCUCAAUGGGUCCACAUUACCCACCUUGUGCUCUUGUUUCAGGUGUUGUGUUAACACGUACCGCAUUUCCCACCUGUUGCUAGCAGAUCGCUCUCUUCUGUUGUCACCGCUUGAUUAGGGUGAUCUUUAGACAAACAGAAUGUGUUGUUUAGUUCUGUAGUCUCGCUGGAGGCUGUUGCUCCCUUCCACAAGUGAGAGCCAUUGUUGUUCAUGCAUGACUUGGUCUUUCUAUCUAUAAUUGAUCACAGGGGACUUUGCUGAACUACUGCUGCCAAAGAGAUGUUUUGCUGCUCAGUGAACCAGAGAUAAUCUACAAGGCUGCGAGUCGCACGGCCUGCAUCUACACCGAGUGAGGUGAAACAUCAGUCUUUGUCCCUUUCAGUCUGCUGCGUCCCUCUACGAGGUGUAUGACUGCGAGAAGGCCUGCUCUCCCAUCAGUUUGGAGCGUAAGAACAGGAAGCCCUUAUUCCUUCUUAAAAUUUGCGUCUUUCCUUGAUGCGAGGAUGCGGCGUGGCAAGACCUUCAUCGCCGUGGCUCUCACCAGCAGCUCCGUCCUUGUGUUUCUGUUUUCCUCUUUGAGUAAAGUGAGCGUACCCACCAGCAAAGCACCGACAGGGGAGACGUUUGACAUUCCCACACCCAGAAACCGUGUCAAUGUGAGCGCCACCGUGAUCCAAGUGCCGCAGUCUGUUUCCACAAAACAUCCAGUCAAGCCGGACAUCGCUAUAAUCUCAGAGAACUUCCGUAAGUCUGUUCCACAGAGCAGCGCUUACUGGAACAGGAUGCAGAACUUUAACCUCAGGCAACUUGAUUCAGGAAAUUUCAAAGGAAAUUCAGAAAAAGACGAGCAGUUACUCUGGUCCCAGUGCCAUGCGCAGACCGUGGAGAUGCUGAACACGAAUAUCCAGGAUUUCAACUCAUAUCCACCCCUGUAUCAGGACUUCCUGCAAGGAAUGGAGUGCCGCACACCCCCCAUCCUAAUAGAUCAGCCCCAAAAAUGCGGUGGAAACGAGCAGACGUUCCUGUUGUUUGGCAUAAAGUCUGUGCCUAACAACUUUCAGGAGCGGCAGACGGUGAGAGAGACGUGGGGCCAGGAGAAGCUGUACGAGGGAGGGCUCCAAGUGCGCCUUGUGUUUCUUCUAGGUGCCUGGUCCUUGAACGAACCGCACUUGGACAUACUCCUGAAACAUGAGGCGGAUCAGUUUGGCGACGUUCUGCAGUGGGACUUCCGGGACUCUUUUUUCAACCUAACCUUGAAGGAGAAUGUCUUCUUCAAUUGGGUCUUAAAGCACUGCUCUCAAGCAAGGUUCAUAUUCAAGGGGGAUGAUGAUGUGUUUGUCAACACGAUGCUCAUGGUGCACUUCCUUCAGUCCCUAGAGCCAGAAAAGGCCUCCACGCUUUAUACAGGUCAUGUUGUCACACAAGCGAGUCCCUUCCGUGAUGCCAAGAAUAAAUAUUACGUCCCCAUGUCCUUCUUUGAGGGGGCAUACCCUGUCUACACUGGUGGUGGAGGCUUCCUGUUUUCGGGCUCCCUGGUGCGGGACCUCUACCGGGUGUCGCAGUACAUCCCCUUCUUUCCCAUUGAUGACGUCUACACCGGAAUGUGCUUCCAGGCGCUGGGGAUUCAGCCUGAGUCCCAUAAAGACUUCCGGACAUUUGAUAUCCGCGAGGAGGACCGGGACAAUGCCUGCGUGCAUAAGGACCUGGUCCUGGUGCACAAGCGCACCCCACAACAGAUAAUGCUGCUGUGGAAACGGAUAAACAGUCCCCUGCUUACCUGCUGAGCGCUUCCCGGUGGCACGACAGCAAUGUAAGAAGUCACCAAUGAAAGAUGUGGAAAGAUCUCUUUUCUGUAAUAGGUUGCUGCAUCUAGCAUCUCGCAUCUCCUCGCUGUACAUAUACAAAUUCCUGUAAUGUCGAAGGCUAUAUUUACGGGCCUUAUUUCCCAUCUCUCUGUAGGAUGUGCCUUCAGGUUUUUUAAAUAAUUCUGUAAAAUACUCAUUAUAGCUGAGUACACACUCCUUUCCAAGGGUCCUUAACUAAACUGUUGAGGAAAUUCAUAUGGAAAGGUCAUGCACAGUCAUAUCUGGUCCUUGAUCAGAUUAAAUUAAUUUGGAGCAUAAAUUGCUGCGUAGCCUGUUUCCAGGCUGGUUUCACUCAAGUUUUGUAUGUUUCUCUUCUGAAAAGAAUACAGUGCAGUUAUUUAAAAUAAAUCUUUUUUUUGUAUUGAACCUGGACUGUAAAGGAAAAAUGAGAAUAUUAACAAUAUAACAAUAGGUUAAUCAGUGCACAUCGGUAUAAGUUAUUUUAAUACAUUAUAUGAUAAACCUGAUGUGUUACAAUAAUGCAUAAAGAUAAGAUUUUGGCUUCUUCACUGACCUUUUGUAGAUUGUGUUGAUCUGUAGUAAUACUGUAUUUAUGAGCAGCCCUAUUUGUUACUUGUCAUUUCCACAUCAGUCUUCUGGAAGAGGCAGUUGGCUAUAUCUACAUGUUUAGUGUAAAGUAUGGUUGUAAAAAAACAAGUAGCAUAAGUAAGAGCUUUUAGUAAUGAACACAUCUGUAGGGAGUAACAAGUUUUGUGUUGCUUUCAUAGGUGAUUUUUAAAAAUGUUAUGGACUUUUUAUUAAACACUACCUUUGUUACUCUUAUUUUGAAGAAACAGAUGAGAAAACUCAGUUUUUACUCAGUAUUAUUAACUUCCCUUCGAUAGAUGAAAGCAUGAUAGUGGUUUUGUCAAGACGACCUACACUAGUGGUGGGUGACAUUCCUUUAAAUUUAUUUUUAGUGCAAAAUAAAUGUAUUAAUUACAUAAAGAUUUGGGCUUCUGUAGGUGAAGUAAACAUACCACAAAAUAGUCCUACUAUUUGGAUCAUGUUUUGCUGCAAUGGACCAAUUCACUUAGUCACUUAAGUUGCUAAAGUCACGUUAAAAUGCCAAAGAUCCUACAGGUGAAUUUGGCUGUUUUUAGAGAUUUUUUUUUCUUUUCAAUAUUUUCUGACUGUAACACAUAACAGAAGUGUUACAUUUACUGAAAGUAGUAUCUGAUAUUUAGUACAAUAAAUCAUGGCACCAUUCUACUGUAGUUUAUUUGGUUGGUGCUACUACUGACUAUUUGGCACUUCAGUUAUUUCUCCCCAGCCGUGUCAAGCUAUGUGUUUUUUCAUUAUAGGUGUAAUAACAUAUCUGUGGCAAAAAAAUAAUAGAAAUAAUAACAUACUAUAUAAUCUGUUUGAGCACAUAUGAAGAAAAAAUGAAUAUUGUUUCUUAUUUUCUUUUUCUAUCUGUAAAUGAUUUAUUUUUUUAAUGUUAAAACCUUUUGUAUUGAGGGUUGUCACAUACUGUUUCUGGAGUAUAGUUGCAUCUCAGUUCUGUGUGAGUGUGCUUCCAAAAAUGAAGAGCUCCAGGAAAGAAAAUUUUUGCUAGCAUUGACUAUAAAUCUGAAUUUGACUUGGAGCUUCCAGGAAAGUCUGGUGCCUUAUGGCAAUAUAACAAGCUACAGAGUUGUAUGCCAUUGUACCAGGCCCCUGCCUUACCUUGUUACCAUGACAUCUCUGAAUUUUCAGAUGACCUUGAGUGACAAAUCUCUUAAUUUCAGGGAAAACAAUUUAUGUGCAAGAUUUUGCUGU
This is a messenger RNA of Scleropages formosus (Asian bonytongue), 3946 nucleotides long. It is a transcript of the gene b3gnt2l, whose product is annotated as UDP-GlcNAc:betaGal beta-1,3-N-acetylglucosaminyltransferase 2, like. Gene Ontology annotation, molecular function: protein N-acetylglucosaminyltransferase activity. The coding region runs from base 728 to 2104 and encodes 458 amino acids. Lineage: Eukaryota; Metazoa; Chordata; Actinopteri; Osteoglossiformes; Osteoglossidae. Gene Ontology annotation, cellular component: Golgi membrane. The transcript is spliced from 2 exons. The record is from RefSeq and is a predicted model, not a curated record. Gene Ontology annotation, biological process: poly-N-acetyllactosamine biosynthetic process; protein O-linked glycosylation.